Messenger RNA from Mytilinidion resinicola, 2692 nucleotides. RefSeq names its product ribosome biogenesis protein ERB1. NCBI's taxonomy places the organism in Eukaryota, Fungi, Ascomycota, Dothideomycetes, Mytilinidiales, Mytilinidiaceae. The record is from RefSeq and is a predicted model, not a curated record. Bases 39 to 2450 code for a protein of 803 amino acids. The transcript has a single exon. Gene Ontology annotation, molecular function: protein binding; ribonucleoprotein complex binding. Gene Ontology annotation, biological process: maturation of LSU-rRNA from tricistronic rRNA transcript (SSU-rRNA, 5.8S rRNA, LSU-rRNA); ribosome biogenesis. Gene Ontology annotation, cellular component: PeBoW complex; preribosome, large subunit precursor.
GCUUUGUCGCAACUCAAUUGUACUUUUUAUACUGAAAAAUGGCUCCACCGUCGCGGAAGCGCAAGAUUGUUACUCGUGAAAGCCCAGUUGUCUCCGGGAGCGCAUCUGACGAUGAACUCGAAGGCGGCCUGCUGGAUGGAAUCCUCUCCCAGAGUGACGACGAGUCGGUAGAAGACAGUGAGGAAGAGAACAUUGAAGGCCUCAGUGAGGACCAAGGCUCCUCGAGUCAAGAGGAGGACGAAGGAGAUCUAGACAGCGACGAGAUUCCCUCCGAUGGCGAACCAGACAUACGGGAGCAGAUACGGAAGCUCAACACCAACGAUGGAAGCUCCAAAAGCAGGCACGGAAAAGGGCCCGAGGAUGUGGUUUUGCGCUCGAAUGGCUCUCGUUUAGAUCUUGAUACUAUGGAGAACGGUGGCGGACAAGAUGAGGAGGAUGACGAGGACCUCCAACCGAAUUACACCGUCGAAGUCGACGCCAAUGGCAACGAACGAUAUGUGUACAAGGAGAUCGAUCCCGUGUAUGACUCAGACGACUCAGAUGCACCAGAGGCCACGAACACGAUUGGCGACAUCCCGCUCUCAUUCUACGAUUCCUAUCCUCACAUUGGUUAUGAUAUCAAUGGCAAGAAAAUCAUGCGGCCCGCGAAGGGAGAGGCCUUGGACGCUCUCCUAGACAGCAUAGACAUACCGAAAGGAUGGACUGGGCUCACAGAUCCGGCGACUGGAAAGCCUCUAGAACUAAGUCAGGAGGAACUAGAAGUUCUCAAACGGAUCACAAGGAACGAACUGCCCGAGGAUGGUUACGAUCCUUACCCGGAUAUGGUUCACUAUUUCACUGGCAAGGAAGAAAUCAUGCCUCUUAGUGCUGCGCCUGAACCAAAACGAAGAUUCGUCCCAUCGAAGCACGAAGCGAAACGGGUUAUGAAGAUCGUGAAGGCUAUCAGAGAAGGACGCAUACAACCAUACAAACCUCCCUCCGAGGAAGUGGAAGAGGACCCGGACGUCAAGACUUAUGACAUCUGGGCAGACGAAGUGCCGCGACUCGAGCAUUACAUGAACAUUGCAGCUCCUAAGCUACCACCACCAGGCUACGACGAGAGCUAUCACCCUCCACCUGAGUAUCUCCCGGAUAAAGACGAGAAGGCUGCGUGGAUAGAGGCAGACGACGAGGACCGCGAGAAAGAAUACCUUCCAACUGACCACGAUGCGCUUCGCAAAGUUCCAGGCUACGAGAGUUUUGUCAAAGAGAAAUUUGAGAGGUGUUUAGAUUUGUACCUAGCACCGCGGGUGCGGCGAAACAAGCUCAACAUUGAUCCGGAAUCGCUACUUCCCAAGCUCCCAAGCCCCGAGGAGUUACGGCCAUUCCCCACGACAUGCGCCGCAGUCUUCCGUGGACACGAAGGUCGCGUGCGCAGCGUAUCAGUAGACCCUCACGGUGUCUUCCUGGCCAGCGGCGGAGAUGAUGGCGUUGUUCGAAUAUGGGAGCUUGUGACGGGCCGGCAGCUAUGGAGCGUGAAGCUGUCACGCGACGAGGCCGUUCAUGUUGUAAGAUGGAGACCAGGGAAGGAUGCCGCAGUACUAGCAGCAGCUGCGGGAGAGGACAUCUAUCUAAUUGUGCCCUGGUCUAUCAUAUCGCCCGAUCUGGAUCAGAUCAGCCGAGAUCUCCUGGACGCUGGUUGGGGAUACGCGGCAUCCAAGCCCUCCACAACUACAAAUGGCGUAGUAAACAAGGAGUCACCAGCUAAGUGGAGUCGCCCAGGAUCCAAACUCGAAGAGAAGGGCGUCCUUGUGAAAGCGACUGUAAGAUCAAAAGUUCAGGUGAUCAACUGGCACAGGCGCGGAGAGUACUUCUCCACCGUCUCACCAACGGGCCAGAGUAGCGCCGUCGCUAUUCACACACUUUCAAAGCAUCUCACACAAUUACCCUUCAGGCGACUCAAGGGCAUACCGCAGUCCGCCCAGUUCCAUCCAUCGAAGCCAGUUUUCUUUGUAGCCACCCAGACCUCAAUACGAAGCUACGAUCUCGCCCGACAAGAGCUCGUCAAAAUCCUCCAACCCGGAGCCAAAUAUAUCUCCUCGUUCGACGUGCAUCCUGGAGGCGACAACCUCAUUGUCGGCACUUACGACAGGCGUCUCCUGUGGCAUGAUCUGGACCUCUCUUCGAAGCCGUAUAAGACGCUGCGGUACCACAAGGAAGCCAUUCGUGCAGUCAAGUUCCACCAGGGCGGGCUGCCGCUAUUCGCCGACGCUAGCGAUGAUGGGAGUCUGCAGAUCUUCCACGGGAAGGUGGUUGGGGAUCUGAUGGAGAACGCGACGAUUGUACCGCUGAAGGUGUUGAGGGGCCAUCAAGUUAAGAGCCGGCUUGGUGUUAUGGAUGUUGAUUGGCAUCCGCGAGAGCCGUGGUGUGUGAGUGCUGGAGCCGAUGGGACCUGUAGACUGUGGAACUAGGGUAGUAGAUUCCGCACGUUUAAUAUCAUAGUGUUGGCUCUAACUUUGCUCAAAAUCCAUGCAUGUAAAUGAACAACUUGUAAGGAGCUCUUGUGAUCAGACACAACGAUUCCGUUACUCUGCUCUGAACCAUUGAACAAAUACGAUCGCAAGCCACUUGUAAGGUAGCCACUUGUAAGGUAGCUCUUUGAUGCAUUCAUCUACGUCAGCAGGUAGUCCGGAGAAGAAUAGUCUAGCUCAAG